AUCGCCUUCGUAUUUUCAGGAAUAGUCAUCGCUGCAAUGUCUGUCAUUUUUUAUAACGUAACAAAACGCUGGGGUGUUAACGUAAAUGAAAAUAAGGCCGACGAGAUGCGCGCUGGGACUGUUGCUUGGUACUUGUAUGGAACCAUGGUUUCUCAGGGGAUCUAUUUUCCGUGCCGACAAUCAUCGCAGAAACUUCUCGCUGCGACCUGGUGUCUUGUAGCUUUUGUUUUCGUCAACAUUUACAACUCGACUUUGACGUCUUACACGUCGGUGGUUUAUCAGAGACCCGAAAUCAAUUCCUUUCGCGAUUUGGCCCUUGCCACAAAGUACAAGGCAACUGUAUUAAUCGGAUCCAUUCAAGACACAGACCUGCGAAUGCUCACGAAGCGAUCCGAGAAAGGAUAUUUGAAAAUAAUCUCUGACCGAAUCCAGAAAUGUUCAUUGGAAUGCCGUAAAUUCUCCUUCGAGGAACUGGCCAUAUCCGUUUUAGAGGAAGAGAACUGCGUUUCCAUUAUAGUAAUAAGCUAUUUGUAGCUACUAAUCAAAUUUUCGUUCUUAUUUUAGUCAUUAUCUCUUUAUUGCAUUCAGCCAUGGUCUGCUGGCAUUGCUAGCCUUCAGCAGUACAAUACCAAAAGGUGUCGUCUGGCUAUGGCGUUUGAGUCAACUUCGUGGAAAGAUGUUCUUGGCCGUUCCCAAAUCGAGCCCUUACA
Molecule: messenger RNA, 710 nt
Organism: Daphnia pulex (common water flea)
Lineage: Eukaryota; Metazoa; Arthropoda; Branchiopoda; Diplostraca; Daphniidae
Exons: 3
Coding region: 37-534 (165 amino acids)
Cellular component (GO): membrane
Molecular function (GO): ligand-gated monoatomic ion channel activity
Source: RefSeq, a predicted model, not a curated record